This is a messenger RNA of Actinia tenebrosa (Australian red waratah sea anemone), 633 nucleotides long. RefSeq lists its product as uncharacterized. Lineage: Eukaryota; Metazoa; Cnidaria; Anthozoa; Actiniaria; Actiniidae. The record is from RefSeq and is a predicted model, not a curated record.
AUGGAAGAGAAGGAAAAUCGUGAAAGUAAAAACCUAGGCGACUUUAGACGUUAUAAAGUCCCAGAAUUGAAGUCAUUUUUACGCGAUCGUGGUCUUAAAGUAACAGGAACGAAAGAGGAGUUAGCUGCGCUGGCAUAUGGUGCUCAYGAACUGGGAAUUGCAAUAAAACCCWGCACGGAAGAAGAAAACUCAAGAAAAAGGAUUCAGUAUAAUUCCUUGCUUAAAUUCGAAGGUUUUCAACUACCCGAUCCUUUCUCACUUUCAAGUGGUUGGCUCGACGAAAAUGUAGGAAUAAAGAAGUGGCCACCCAUUUUUCAGCUGCAUAUCGCAGAAUUUCUGCUCACUGCUGAACAAUCGCAAACUGCWUUAAAGAAACGUUUACUUAGUGAUUAUAAAGAAGGCAAGGCUUUUAGUUAUUUCGACUCUAAAUGGCUGAAAAAUGUCUAUUAUCAUGAAAUCAAUUCAUCCUCAAAGUACUGUUUCCUAAAGUCAGAGUCCACCCCAUCUCAAAAUAUCAAUAAUGUUCCUCAUAAAAUAUGGGUAYGUGCAGAGAAACKUACUGACUUGGCUCAACCUGUAAUCAUAUUGCAGCUGUUUUAUUUAAAGUUGAGUAUGCUUGGAAUAAUGGAUUAG